AUGCUCGAGGAAGUUGUUGAUGGCGUCAGCUGGUUUGCGCGCGUCACGACGGUGGAGCCGUGCGACGGACGUGGCUCUUCAAGUGGGUACAGGUGGCCGUCGCUCCUAUUGCCGCAGCCCGACGUGAGCAACAAUUUCAUACCUGCCAGCUUAACAUCUGGCGUCGGGGAGGGAGGCAAGUUAUGGUCACUGCGCCGUACCCAAAAGAACGGAUCCCCCUCCGCGGCGUUUCCUUCACUGCCGAUACUGGACUUGUUAGCCACGAAAUACGAACAACGGAGGUUUUCCCUCAUACGGCAGAAAAGAGCGCCAUGCUACACGGAAGCGAAGCGGAAUGCCUGCGGUAAGGAGGCACCGCGCAUCGAGCAGCGUCUUGCAAAGACGUUGAAGUCGGAGGUAGAGGAGGUAGCAAUGGCUGUGGUGGUGGGGCCUCGGCCAAGCAGCAGCUGUAGUGCUUAG
Molecule: messenger RNA, 459 nt
Organism: Trypanosoma conorhini
Lineage: Eukaryota; Euglenozoa; Kinetoplastea; Trypanosomatida; Trypanosomatidae
Exons: 1
Coding region: 1-459 (152 amino acids)
Source: RefSeq, a predicted model, not a curated record